AUGGCGACAGUCACUGCGUUUGCUGGGCUUGCAAGAUUGAGAAGCCAUUUUCCAGAAAGCGGUGGGGUCUAUUUCACGGCGCCAAACCGGCUGCGGGCAUGUGACAGACAGUUGAAGGUUGCUUCAGUCUCCGCCAAAGCAUUGUUGGCUGUUGGGGUGGCAAAGCGUGCAAAUUGGAAUCGUCAACCAGGAAGGCAGUUCCGAAGUUCCCGCAGACUGCACGGUCUCCAGGCAAGUGCUGAGAAGAAGGCAUGGCAGGAAGCAGAAGAUGAUGAUUUGUGGGAGAACAUUAGAGGGCCGCCGCCAGGUCAGAUCAAUUCAUUUGCACCUGGAGCAACGCUGAAGGAUGCGAAGAUUUUUGCCGCUACACGCACGAUAGCCGUUGCACCGUGGUCAGAGGACGUCACCCCAAAGCCGAUCUUUGCAAUCUCCGAUGGGCCUGGAGUGGUUGCCAACUUGGUGGCGAGGAUGGGCUUUAGACAGUUCGGUGACAUAACAAGGUCCAUUGUUGAGGUGGUGGACGGGGUCAAGACAGAAGAAGACGUGAAGGCAGCGGUUGACAAGGCAGCCACAUUGGCUCCCGAGGAGUCGCUGGCCAUUGAGCAGGCAGGAGCCAUGGUGGUCUUCUCACUAGCGAACAUUUCCUUGGCAAAUUUCUUGGUGUCUGAAUGUGGACGACAAGGUGUUCCUUGUAUCAACUUCAUGGAAAGUGCGAUCUUGGCCAUCGAGCAGCGUUUGCAGCUGCCUCGAGGCUCUGAAGAUGUGCCUGAUGAGCCAUGUGAAACCAUCUUUGCAGUGUCCGAUACCUCAGCAGAGGCUUCAUAUCGGAUAGCAUGCAAGGCUUUCAAGCAGUUCCCCAAUGUAAAGCUGACUGGCAUCACCUGUUGCCCUGGGAUAAAGUCCUUGCAGGAGAUUGACCAUAUCGUCCAAGAAGCUUUGAAACGGAGGAGUUUGAUCAUUUACACCUUGGCUUCCCCAGGCAUGAGCCGCUUCAUGAGGCAGCAAUGCGAGCGGGCCAAGGUACUUUAUGCAGAUGUCCUUCAGCCGGUUGUGAUUGCUCUGGAAAGAUACCUUGACUAUCCUCCUGUAGGAGUACCUGGUGGUCACUACUCGAAAGAAGAUGAGCUGUCAGCAAAAACGUUAGAGGUGGCAUGGGAGGAAAAGCCCAUGAUUGCCUGA
Durusdinium trenchii is the source of this 1179-nucleotide messenger RNA. NCBI's taxonomy places the organism in Eukaryota, Dinophyceae, Suessiales, Symbiodiniaceae. The record is from the annotation of a GenBank genome assembly.